GAAAGACGAGGAGAGAUUCUCGGAGGAGCAAAAGAGAGAAGCAUCAAGGCGAUCCAAGAGAACAGGCGUAAGAAGAGAGGGAAAAGAGGGAGAUCGGAUGCGAGGAAACGGGCAGAGGAAACAUUCGGGGGUGGAAUGGGGCGGUUGCACGUGAAAAAGUAGAUGCGAGCGAGAGAGACGGAGGACCCGCGAAAACGAGAGCGUUGAUUGAGGGUGGGCUGGAAGAGAGAGGAGGGUGGGAAUGAUAGAGAUAGUAAGGUUGGCAGGUAGGAGCGAGAGGAUGAUUUCCGGAGUGAACGGAAGCGAGAAGAAACAUAUAUUCGCGAUGAGGGAGUAAAAGAGGAGAGGGAAAGAGAGAGAGAGAGAGAAUCUGAAGAGAGAAAUCGACAGUGGAUCCGCGUUAGCUAUCGAGGGAUGAAAGGCAGCAAACUCCGCGAGACUAGUGGCGCACGGGAAUACCUCGCGCUUUCGUAUCUACCAGAGGACGUUGACGACGUUAACGUCGACGACGACGACGACGUGGAGGAGAACGAAGAGUGAUGCUGACAAUGAGCAACGAUCAAUGACGCGCUCGUGACAACACGUUCGGAGUCGCGAGUUCGACCGCGUCUCGAGAAGUAGUAACGCCGAAUCCUGUGAACGCUGAUAAUAGUGAACCCCCGUGAACGCUGAUAACGGCGGACCGAUGUUCGAAAAAUCACGAUUCUGCGCUACGAUCGAUUUCGAAGUAUCAUGAUGGGCCAAAGUGCGCGUUAACGAUAACUCCUGUCGAUAAUCAAAGUGAUAAUCAAAGUGUAAUAUUCAGAUAUUUCCAUCAAAUUGACAAUGAAAUCGUCGCUUGCAUCGUGAUUUUCGUCGGAUGCAUCAGGAUGCGUAGAGUGAGAGUACGCGUGGAACUGGCAUACGAAGGUCAAGGGCGGCGAGGAAAGAGUCCUACAGGAUCUUUCCUUUCAUCUACGAUUUUAGAACGACGACGGCGGCGACGAGCCGGUUACGGGGAUGCCGAGGGGAUGCGAGGAUACCGCGAGAUGACGUUCCCCAUCGUACUCGUCAUUCACUGACGUAAUCUCGAUCGGAUAACGAAGACGAUUGGCAGGAUGCUGCUGCGCGGGCUGCCGUUGAUCGUCUUUCUCCUCGUACAGCUGCGUCACCGUGUCAUCUGGGCUUCUCUAGAGAAUAUCGGGAUGUCCGAUAGAUUGGAAAACGUUACGCAGACGAUUUCGAGAAUACUCGAUGGCUAUGAUAUUCGACUAAGGCCGAACUUUGGUGGUGAUCCAUUGUUAGUUGGAAUGGAUCUAACCAUUGCAAGUUUCGAUGCGAUCUCAGAAGUCAAUAUGGACUAUACGAUAACGAUGUAUUUAAAUCAAUACUGGAAGGACGAGAGACUCGCUUUUUCGCACGAGGGAGAAGUCUUGACGUUAAGCGGUGAUUUCGCGGAAAAGAUUUGGGUUCCAGAUACAUUUUUCGCAAACGAUAAAAACAGUUUUUUGCAUGACGUCACCGAACGCAACAAACUUGUCAGAUUAUCGGGCGAUGGUUCAGUCACAUAUGGCAUGAGAUUCACAACAACUUUAGCCUGCAUGAUGGAUCUGCAUUAUUAUCCUCUCGAUUCACAGAAUUGCACCGUUGAAAUCGAGAGCUAUGGAUAUACAGUUCUCGACGUAGUAAUGUACUGGAAAGAAACCCCUGUUCGUGGAGUCAAGGAGGCAGAAUUGCCGCAAUUUACGAUAAUCGGCUAUGAGACCAAUGAUCGAAAGGAGACAUUGGCAACAGGCAUCUAUCAGAGACUCUCGCUGAGCUUUAAACUUCAAAGGAAUAUCGGUUAUUUCGUUUUUCAGACAUACUUGCCGAGUAUACUGAUCGUCAUGCUUAGCUGGGUCAGCUUUUGGAUCAAUCAUGAAGCUACCAGCGCAAGAGUAGCUCUUGGUAUUACGACCGUGUUAACGAUGACAACAAUAUCAACGGGUGUUAGAAGCUCACUGCCACGAAUUAGUUAUGUGAAAGCCAUCGAUAUUUACUUGGUGAUGUGCUUUGUCUUCGUAUUUGCGGCUCUAUUGGAAUACGCAGCGGUCAAUUAUACGUAUUGGGGUGCCAGAGCGAAAAAAAAGACCAAGAAGAAAGAAACCGAUGAGAAGAAAGUGCUUUCUUCUAAAAUCGGAAGCAAAGCCAGUUCGCCUUUUCCUGAUUCUACGGACGCGGAUAUCAUAGAACUUCAAGAUCUCAGAAUGUCGCCUCUACCGAGCAUUAGAAAUAGGUCAGGCCUAGUCAGCGCUUCAUCGAUGCCGGGAGUUGGAAGGGAUCACGACCCGGUCAAAUUUCCGCCGAGCUUUCGUAUUUCCAGGGUCGCCGUUUACAACACGCACACUCGAAAUAGCGGUCUCAGGUAUAGAGGCCCGAGACCGCACAAACCAAAGGUAUUACAUGCUCUACGUAGAGGAGCUUCCGUGUUGCGCGUAUCAAUGCCGAAGAUCAAGGAUGUGAACAUGAUAGAUAAAUAUUCGCGAAUUAUCUUCCCAGUCAGCUUCAUGCUGUUCAAUUUCGUAUACUGGAUCUUCUAUUUUUUCUGAGCAGCGAACGGAUAUUAAAUCGAAUUCGGCCACGUCUGUAUCUAAAAAGGACCAAUCGAUUCGGGAGGAUUCUUUCAAGUUUUCGAACACGUCAAAUAAUGUGUAAUAUUUUUCGCGGGAAUAAAGAUCCACCGAAUAUACAAACAGGUGAUGAAAGUACUGAAUCGAAAGUACUGCCAUGAAACACAUUUAUCGAUAGGAAUAAAACAUAUUUGCGAUAAACUUGUGUGUGUGUGUGUGUCAACAGCAGCGUUUACGAGAUUUUUGUUAAUUAGAAAGCAACAUUAUAAUAUAGUGAAGAUAAGCGAUAUGAAAGAGCGACAAUAUGUUCCUAACGAAACGUGAUAACUAUGUCAUGUACAUGACAUAGAAAAGGCGUCAAUGAGUAAUAAUUUGCUAGUGAACGAGAAAAGUCGCAUUGAGAUCCAAAAGUAAAAUGCGUUGGAAUUUACAAUAUUUGCGCCUGUAAUGAUAAAAGUGGUCUAAGUCAUAUAUCUUUUAUUUUAGAAAUAAAUACAGACUUUAUUUCCAUUUAUUUCCAUAUAUGUGUAUGUGUUUAUAUAUAUUUCUUUUUUUAUGUAUCAAAUUUUUAUUUUCUGCAAUGACAUACAGUGCUUUAUAAGUAUUUUGUGUAAGUAUGUUGUAUUACACUUAAUUUUCCUACAUUUGUGAUUCAUUUCACAUUUGUAAUCGGCUGACAAAACUUCUUUGGUUCCAAAUUUCACAAAGUACAUUUUAAAUAUCGAAA
Camponotus floridanus (Florida carpenter ant) is the source of this 3315-nucleotide messenger RNA. RefSeq names its product gamma-aminobutyric acid receptor subunit beta-like (gene Lcch3). Bases 1098 to 2567 code for a protein of 489 amino acids. The transcript has 10 exons. Gene Ontology annotation, biological process: regulation of membrane potential; chemical synaptic transmission; nervous system process. Gene Ontology annotation, molecular function: GABA-A receptor activity; neurotransmitter receptor activity; extracellular ligand-gated monoatomic ion channel activity. The record is from RefSeq and is a predicted model, not a curated record. NCBI's taxonomy places the organism in Eukaryota, Metazoa, Arthropoda, Insecta, Hymenoptera, Formicidae. Gene Ontology annotation, cellular component: GABA-A receptor complex; synapse; membrane.